CCGGCGUGCAGUGGAGCCUCACCGGGGGAAAUGUCGGCUUGGACCAUGGGUGCCCGCAGUCUGGACAAGCGAGGAAGUUUCUUUAAGCUCAUUGACACAAUCGCCUCAGAGAUCGGAGAACUGAAACAGGAGAUGGUGCGGACAGAUGUCAGCUUAGAAAAUGGCCUGGAACCCGCUGAAACCCACAGCAUGGUAAGACACAAGGAUGGCAGUUAUUCUGACGACGAGGGCGUGAAGACCUGUGCCCGGGACUCCGGCUAUGACAGCCUCUCCAACAGGCUCAGCGUCUUGGACCGGCUCCUCCACACCCACCCCAUCUGGCUGCAGCUGGGUCUGAGCGAGGAGGAGGUGGCAGAGGUCCUGCAGUCCCAGCCUCCAGGGAUCUUCCUGGUUCAUAAAUCCACCAAAAUGCAGAAGAAAGUCCUCUCCCUUCGCCUGCCCUGUGAAUUUGGAACUCCACUCAAGGAAUUUGCCAUAAAGGAAAGCACAUAUACCUUUUCCCUGGAAGGCUCAGGAAUCAGUUUUGCGGAUUUAUUCCGGCUCAUUGCUUUCUACUGCAUCAGCAGGGAUGUUCUGCCGUUUACCUUGAAGUUGCCUUAUGCCAUUUCAACUGCCAAGACUGAGGCUAAGCUUGAAGAACUGGCCCAGCUGGGACUAAAUUUUUGGAGCUCUCCAGCUGACAACAAACCCCCAAACCCUCCAGCCCCCCACGGCUCUCCCUCCUCCGACGGCGUCUGUCCUGCCUCCUUGCGUCAGCUCUGCCUUAUAAAUGGAGUGCAUUCUAUAAAAACCAGGACGCCUUCAGAGCUGGAGUGCAGCCAGACCAACGGAGCCCUGUGUUUUAUUAAUCCUCUUUUCUUGAAAGUGCACAGCCAGGACCUCAGUGGAGGCCUGAAACGCCCGAGCACAAGGACUCCCAACGCGAAUGGCACCGAGAGGCCUCGGUCCCCCCCACCCAGGCCCCCGCCACCCGCUAUUAAUAGUCUCCACACAAGCCCUCGGCUGUCCAGGACUGAAACCCAGACGAGCAUGCCAGAAACAGUCAACCAUAACAAACAUGGGAACGUAGCUCUGCCUGGAACCAAACCAACUCCCGUCCCUCCGCCGCGGCUGAAGAAGCAGGCUUCUUUUCUCGAAGCGGAAGGCGGCGCAAAGACCUUGACCGGCGCGCGGCCCGGCGCGGGCCGGGAGCUGGAGCUGGGCACAGCUGGCAGCCCAGGUGGAGCCCCGCCUGCGGAGGCCCCGGGCGAUUGCACAAGGGCCCCGCCGCCCAGCUCUGAAUCACGGCCCCCGUGCCAUGGAGGCCGGCAGAGGCUGAGUGACAUGAGCAUUUCCACUUCCUCCUCCGACUCGCUGGAGUACGACCGGAGCAUGCCUCUGUUUGGCUACGAGGCGGACACCAACAGCAGCCUGGAGGACUACGAAGGCGAGAGCGACCAGGAGACCAUGGCACCCCCCAUCAAGUCCAAAAAGAAAAGGAACAGCUCCUUCGUGCUGCCCAAGCUCGUCAAGUCCCAGCUCCAGAAGGUGAGCGGCGUGUUCAGCUCCUUCAUGACCCCGGAGAAGCGGAUGGUCCGCAGGAUCGCCGAGCUGUCCCGGGACAAAUGCACCUACUUCGGGUGCCUGGUGCAGGACUACGUAAGCUUCCUGCAGGAGAACAAGGAGUGCCACGUGUCCAGCACGGACAUGCUGCAGACCAUCCGGCAGUUCAUGACCCAGGUCAAGAACUAUUUGUCUCAGAGCUCGGAGCUGGACCCCCCCAUCGAGUCGCUGAUCCCUGAAGACCAAAUAGAUGUGGUGCUGGAAAAAGCCAUGCACAAGUGCAUCUUGAAACCCCUCAAGGGGCACGUGGAGGCCAUGCUGAAGGACUUCCACGUGGCCGACGGCUCUUGGAAACAACUCAAGGAGAACCUGCAGCUCGUGCGGCAGAGGAACCCGCAGGAGCUGGGGGUUUUCGCCCCAACCCCUGAUUUCGUGGAUGUGGAGAAAAUCAAAGUCAAAUUCAUGACCAUGCAGAAGAUGUAUUCCCCGGAGAAGAAGGUGAUGCUGCUGCUGAGGGUGUGCAAGCUCAUUUACACCGUCAUGGAGAACAACUCAGGGAGGAUGUAUGGCGCCGAUGACUUCUUGCCAGUCCUGACUUAUGUCAUAGCUCAGUGUGACAUGCUUGAAUUGGACACCGAAAUCGAGUACAUGAUGGAGCUCUUGGACCCAUCGCUGUUACACGGAGAAGGAGGCUACUACUUGACAAGCGCCUACGGAGCACUUUCUCUGAUAAAGAAUUUCCAAGAAGAACAAGCAGCGAGACUGCUCAGCUCAGAGACCAGAGACACCCUGAGGCAGUGGCACAAGCGGAGGACCACCAACCGGACCAUCCCUUCCGUGGACGACUUCCAGAAUUACCUCCGAGUUGCAUUCCAGGAGGUCAGCAGUGGCUGCACGGGAAAGACCCUCCUCGUGAGACCGUACGUCACCACCGAGGAUGUGUGUCAGAUCUGUGCUGAGAAAUUUAAGGUGAGGGACCCUGAGGAGUACAGCCUCUUUCUCUUUGUUGAUGAAACGUGGCAGCAACUGGCAGAAGACACUUACCCUCAAAAGAUCAAGGCUGAGCUGCACAGCCGACCACAACCCCACAUCUUCCACUUUGUCUACAAGCGCGUCAAGAAUGAUUCUUAUGGCAUCAUCUUCCAGAAUGAGGACGAGGACCUCACCACCUCAUAGAAGACACGUGGGACUUCCCAGUGGUGCAUCCAAAGGGGGCUAGGAGCCUUGCCUUCUAGCUUCUGUGUGCUUGAGCUUGAAAAGCAGUCACCUCCUCGGGGACCUCUCGGUUCAGUGACUAAGCCAUCCAUGGGCCAACCUGGCCAAGGGCAUCGUAGCCACACGAGGUAGCUGAGGCUUGUGAAACAGUAGGAUUCUCCUUGAGCAAUGGAGAAUUGCAUUUGACGGUUCAAGUGUCCUGAGAUUGUUUGCUACCUACCCUCGGCCAGGUUCUAGGUUGGCUUAUGUGUAUGUAUAUAUGUCGAAUAAACAUUUAAGAUACGAGCUCUUCUCUUGAAUUCAACAGCAGGUGUUUGACAAGACUGUCCGAUGAAGAGAGUCAGGUACUUCUCGGUUCUGUGGAUGGCUCCAUCCUUUCUCCCUUCCUUUUUUUCUUUUUUCUUUUUCUUUCAUUCUUUCUUUUCUUUCUUUUUCUUUUUUUUUUACAAAGAGGCUUUGUGUUUUUAUAUAUUUCAUAGAAAUUUUUAUAGCAGUUGCAGGUAAACUGUCAGGAUUGGUUUUUAAAAUAUUUUUGUAACUUUAAAAUAUUCUAUAAUUAUGCAUGUGAUUUUAACAUUUAAUAUUCGAAAAGAAAUCUCUUGCUGGAUUUGAGAGUAUUGCAUUUUAUAGGUCUCUCUUCUGUAACUGGAUGUUUUGGCAACUUUGUGGGGAGAGACUGCUGGAUUUCUUAAAGCAAUAUAUUCCUGACACUGGCCACAGAAUGCCUUUGGAAAUCUGAUGUACUGUUAUCUUGUUCACGUUCAGUGGUGUUUUACUGUUUUGUUUUUUAAACAAGUGAUGCUGACAAUAAGGAGAGAAAUGAAUGUAGUGAAAGGUAGAGAGAGAAAUACAGACUCUAACAAAGGACUGGGGAGUGUAGUCUGCUGGUUCAGGCUCUUUGAAAGACAUAGGAAAAGGAAAUGGGAGGAACCACCUAUGCUUAAAAAACUGUAAAUACGCAAUGAGAUUUGGCAAAAUCUAUUCCAUAUAUUAUCUGCUUUUGGAAACGAUUUUGAAAACCCCAUGAGGAAAAAAAAUUAAGGAUGACACUUCCCCCUGCCCUUUCCAUAUAAAUCAAAACUAACAGCAUCAAAUUAUUUGGGGCAGAAACCAAGUAAUGUAUAACGUGGCUUUUGUUUGAGUUAAAUAAGAUGUUAUAAAUUGGAAAAGUUUGAGAAUGCACCCAAAACCCAUCUGUAUCAUAAGAAUUUAUGGUGCAGUUAAAUUUGUGUUUUAUAAAAGCAGUUUGCAGGUGCACAAACUAUGAGGGUCUUGUAUCAGUGUAACACAGGUAGUUACAAAAACAUGUUCUUGUACUGUGUAAAGAUGCGUAGUCAUCUAAUUUGAUUGGCUUUGUACCUUGUACCUUUUUUAGCCUUGGCUUUUGUUGUACUAGAACCCUCAGCACAUACUGUGUUGUAUUUCCUUUUGUAAAUGAUUUUUUAAAUGGAAUUUUGCACAUAAUACAUUGUAAUACUAUACGAUAAUCAUGUGUGAAAAUAAUUUUUGAAAUAU
This is a messenger RNA of Propithecus coquereli (Coquerel's sifaka), 4272 nucleotides long. RefSeq names its product Ras and Rab interactor 2 (gene RIN2). The transcript is spliced from 11 exons. NCBI's taxonomy places the organism in Eukaryota, Metazoa, Chordata, Mammalia, Primates, Indriidae. The record is from RefSeq and is a predicted model, not a curated record. Gene Ontology annotation, molecular function: guanyl-nucleotide exchange factor activity; small GTPase binding. Gene Ontology annotation, cellular component: endocytic vesicle; cytosol. Gene Ontology annotation, biological process: vesicle-mediated transport; signal transduction. The coding region runs from base 31 to 2718 and encodes 895 amino acids.